CAGGGCGCUGUGGGGCGGUGGCGUCUCCUCAGCGGAUCCAGCGCCGGAGCGCGGGAAUGUUAACGGAGAAAGUAACGGCUGCUGCGCGAGCUGCUGGGGGAUGCUGAGCUAGGGCGGGGGGGUCAGCGGGCUGCGUGUGCCAUGGCCGUGGGCGGGCCUUCAAAUGGAGAUAAAAGCAGUUGUCAGAAGAUAUGAAACCAGAAAUAAAACAGCAGCAACAGAACUGCCACCCAAAUCCCGAGUUGAUUGGAGACGCACUAAAAGGAAGCUCAUACUGCUUGACAGCAAUGACGAAUCCUCAUGUACCUCCGAGGAGGAAGAGCGUACCACAUCAGAAGGUGAAGCAGAUGAAAAAGAUGAAACUCUUGUGAAGAACAGCCUCUCAGAUCAGGAACAGAAAAGCCGUGAUGGAGAAGUAACGGAAGACGAGGAUGAGCACAUCGUGCCUGGGAAGCGUAAAAGGUUGAACACUUCUGUCUUGUAUGACAGUGAUGAAAGUGAAGACAGUGAUAUACUUGUGAGAAAAGUUUUUGCUAAACGCCACUGUAUAAUGGAUGAAGAUGAGGAUUUCCAAGAACAGCAACCUGAUAAAACCUGCCCUACAGAAAACAUUUCUACUAAUAGGAAACAGAAAAUGUUUGCAAAGCUGGAAGUUCUUGCAAGACAAAAAGCAACUCGGAGAUCCUGCAGUAGCGAAAACUGUGAGGAUUCAAAUGAUGAAGAAGAAAUAGAAGAGGAACCACUCUGUCACUUGCCCUUCACACCAACAGAAAGCAGUGAAGCUGACAGCAACAGCAUGAAAGAUUUUAUAGUAGAAGAAGAGGAUGAUGAUGACAACACAGAGCAUGAAAUAAGCGAAAACCAGCCACAACAGAAGGAACUGAAUACAUCAAAUAGGGAAUUGCUGGCAUACUACGUCCCACACUUGUCUCGCUGUGAUCAUUAUGUUCACUUCAAAAGAAUAGUAAAGGCUUUCCUCAUAAAUGCAAUUGAUGACACUUUUCUGAGCUCAUUAUAUGAUGGGACAAGACAAAAGCAGUACGCACAAGAUAUGUUGCUUUCACUUCAUUAUUUGGAUGACCGCUUCAUUCAGCCGCGUCUUGAGAACUUAAUCUGUACAAGUCGCUGGAAAGACCGAUACAAGGAGCGUGUGGAUUGUUACCCAGAUGUUCGCAUUAUCAUGAAAAAUCCCAGAAAUAUGUCUUGUCAUGCCUGUGGACUUACUCGGUAUUGUAAGUUUGAUGUGCUGCUCUCUGGAAAGCUUUAUAACAGUAGCACUUUGGAAGCAGAUGACUUCAUGUCAGAUGACAAGCAGGUUUUGAAGGUUGGCGUGGUGUGUGCAGAUCGUACAAGAGUUUAUCAUAAUUUGAAGCACUUCAAAUACAAGUUGUAUGUGGAUUGCAGCUCCAUUACAGAGUCGGAUGGUUUUGUGGAUGAACCAGUCAAAGACACAGUUGAACGGCUCUUCAGCCAGCUGGAAGACAGUGGGUGGAUUCAGAAGAGAUAUAAUGAUCUUGAAGACUGCAUGAAUGAUGCAGACAGUUUCCAAGAAGAGAAAAUGGAUUAAGUGGUCAUAUAGAUCUUUUAAAGACAUAUUGUAAAAAUUGGAAUGGCCUGCUUUAUCUGCGUGCACUUCAUCUCUGCCUGGUCUUCAAGAUUCUUUUUAAGGCUGUGUUACACUUAAAUCCAUAUUCCUUUAAACUGUUUGAGAACGUGCUGUAUCUUUUUUUCCUCAUUGGUGUCAAUAAUAACCCAAAGUUUUACCAAAUAAGUCCUUCCAGUCUUACUGCAGAGUAAGUUUCCUUUUGUUCUUAAAAAUAACAUCUUGGUAUCUGUUUACUCGUGAAAUUAAACUUUGACCUAUUUAUAUUGAGCUGCAUUGUAGGGAAAGUAGGAGAGGCUGAGACCUUUGGAAGUAGGUAUAUUUGGAAAGGUAAGUCUGUCUUAUAGAAGAUCAUAUGACUUGAAUCUUACUUUCCUUGUUAUAUGCAAGUUCAUCCAUUUAGAAUGAUAGUUACGAUAAACAGGACCCAAGUGCAAAGAUCUAGUUCCUUUCUGAGGAAACAGUAUAGACUGUUGCAAAGCAACAGAGGAAAUAUUCUGCAGUCCUGGGUACGUUCAGCACAGAAGUCAAUCCUCUCUUCAGAGAGUACGGGAUGAGUCACAUUAUAGCGUCAUGCAGUUUGAGUCUGGUGUAGCCACCUAAAUGAACACUUGGGCCCACAGUGCUGUCUCUGAUAAGCAGCCGGGGCAAUUUACUGAGAUUUUAAACAUCAAAUUAUAUUGUGCAAACAUAAUGGCAACAACCUGCAGCAGCUAAAAACCUAAGAGAGUGGAUUAAUGUGGCCAUACAAAAUAAGCAAGAAUUCUUCCAGCAUAACGUAACAGAAAGUAAGAGUUGCUCAGAAUCAUGAUGCAUGGCUUACCUGAACAGCAUGAUACCCAAAUCAGAGCUCUUUGGAGCCAGGGAAGUAGAUUUUUGAGGAGUUAGGAAGGGUUAAGUACUGUAUUGUCCAUUCUGAAAAACUGGACGUGAGCUGGCAACAAGUGCUCACAGCCCAGGAAGCCACCCGUAUCCUGGACUGCAUCAGAGGGAGCGGGGCCAGCAGGUCAAGGGAGGUGAUUCUGUCCCUCUGUUCCACCGGGAGUCCUGCAUCCAGCUCUGGAGCCCUCAGUACAGGACAGACCAAGGUGAUCAGAGGCUGGAACAGCUCUGCUGUGAGGACAGGCUGAGAGAGUUGGGGUUGUUCAGCCUGGAGAAGAGAAGGCUCAGGGGUGACCUUGUUGUGGCCUUUCACUACCUAAAGGGGACCUACAAGAAAGCUGGAGAGGGACAUUUUUAUCAAGGCUGGUAGUGAUGGGACAAGGGGCAAUAGUAUUAAACUGAAAGAGGGUACAUUUAGAUUGACAUAGGAAGCAUUUUUUUAUUGUGGGGGUGGUGAGACACUGGAACAGGCUGCCCAGAGAAGCUGGGGAUGCCCUAUUCCUGGAAGUGUUAAAGAUCAGGCUGGACAGGGCUUUGAGCACUGACUUAGUGGAAGAUGUCCCUGGUCAUGAUGGUCUUUAAAGGUCCCUUCCAGCCCAAACUCUUCUAUGAUUCUGUCCCAGUAUUUUGUGCUGCAUAUAAAAUUAAUCAGAUGUAGCCUAACAGAAGAUGCAGGGUGCAGGUUUCAAAUCAGUUUGGAACUGUUCUUACAUCCUGCUGUAUGCACAUAUCCUUUUAUUAGUGUUUUGUGGCUGAGCAACUUAGAAGAUACUGUAAACACUGUAGAUUCUUUUAACACACUCUCUCAGAAGCAAAACUCAUGAAACCUAAUUUCUCAUGGAUUUGUCCAUAAAAACUCCCCAUAUUCGUUAUGCCAUGCUACUGGUAACAGAUAUGCUGAUUGGCUAGUUAACUGCUGCCAAGUGUAUCACUCAAUGGUGAACAUCUACUGACUUUUUUCCGUAGGAGUGUACCUUAGAUUUGCCAUUCAGUACCCUUUUUCCAGCGUUCUGUGUAAGAAAUGAGCUGCUUUUAUAUUUUAAGGGGUUGAAAUUCAACAAUGGUUUAUAUGUUCUUAUAUCUGUUCGCUCUAAUAUCAUCAGUUCUCUGUUGUGCCACAUACAGAUACAAGAUUUACAAACCAAGAUGAAAAACCCCAGUAAACAGAUUGAGACUUACUCUCAAGUAAACUUAUGUUGAAGAUAUUAUUUCCAUACCUUAAGUGUGAGUUAGAUAUGUAAAUAUUCUGAGAUCUGAUACAUCUUGUACUUAUCUCGCUGGUUACCAAAGCUGAAGGAACUCUGUUUUCUCUUCUUUUUCUUUCAUUACUGUUUUGCUGGGAGUAUUAGUGAGAACACACCCAUCAACUCAAAAGCACUCAAGAAUCCAUCUCCAAUAAAUCCCUUUUAGGAAAAGUAAUGCCCCUUGAUGGCCCACGUCUUUCUGUUAACAAAUUCUCUAUCCACUUUUGUUGGCUUCUCUAAAAUAAUAAAAUAACGUUUAUGUCUGGUGUAACAUUAUUCUUACAAAGGAAAACUGUUCUGAAAUAAACGGGGUUUUGUACUACA
Messenger RNA from Columba livia (rock pigeon), 4053 nucleotides. It is a transcript of the gene CCDC82, whose product is annotated as coiled-coil domain containing 82. The coding region runs from base 164 to 1567 and encodes 467 amino acids. The transcript has 8 exons. Lineage: Eukaryota; Metazoa; Chordata; Aves; Columbiformes; Columbidae. The record is from RefSeq and is a predicted model, not a curated record. Gene Ontology annotation, cellular component: nucleus.